UGCCAGUGACAGCUUCUACCGGCAACUUCCAUACAUUGUAGAAUCCAUCUCCAGCCAAACGUAAACAUUGCCGCCGAAAAGCGCCGCUCCGGAAGCGAGAAUACUAAAUUUAUUUGUGAAAUAGUGUAAAUCAGAUCCCAACCGGACGUAGAAAGCUGUAUUCAGUUUAGAUUAAAUUUAGUUGAAGUACGUACAAGCUGGAAAGCGUACUAUUCGCUUGAAAACCCGCAGUUUUGUUAGUAAUUUCACACAUCGACCUCCAUCGCAUUGAGGUUAGAGUCCACCCAUCAAGAUGGACUUCAGCGCCCUUCUACAGCAGGCUCAAAAGCUGACACAUGAGACGCAGGUAUCGGAUGAUUUGCCCAGAGUGGAAAGAACACUCCCACAGGUCCUGCAAGCCACCCAGGAGCUGCAUUCUCGAGUAUCACAAACUGGAGCGCAGGAUAUGCAAGCACAUAUUCUGUUGGGACACAAAGGAAUAGAUUUGCCCAAAAUUUCCCAGAAACUAGAAACACUAAGCUCGAGAAAAACCUUUGAACCACUAGAUCCAAUUUCCACGACUGACAUUCAGAGCUUCCUGAGGAACGAGAAGGAGAACGCCAUCCUAUCGGUGAUCGAGGAAGUGCACAAAAAUUCUUACCAAGCGGCUCAGAAUCAAAAAUGGGAGCAUACGAUGAACGAUUGGAAGCUGGAAAAGGUAAAGCUGAUGAAUGCAUUGAUUGGUCCGUCGCAGAACUGGAUCGACAUCCGCAAGGGUCCGGAACCGACAAUCCUGAAUGAGAGCACAUUUGGGGGCCGCUCGUCGCUGAACAAUCAGGAAAUGGCCUACGCCAGAGAGGUUUACGAGUACAACAAGCUGAUCAGCGAAGGCGCGAUGAGACCUUCCCUGGUGCAACGAUUUGCUCACGUUGCGGAGAGUUUCAACGAUUCAAAGGUGAACGAUAUUUGGGAGAUUAUGAAGUAUAUGACGAAUGUGACUCCUAGCCCAAGAACACAGGAUCCGCUGAGGGUACGCUACACCCAGACGCAGUUUAUCGAUCAAGCCAAACGGUAUCUGGAGAAUCGUUACAAGUUGUUUAUGCAAACCGUUAUCUCGGAGCAUUUGCGCGAUGCCCAGCGGGGUGGAAUUCCAAGCAUUCUGAAUCUGGUGGGAUCGUUUGUGGGAUUGAAAUUUGCCAAUCAGAACAACUCCAGCUUCAUUGGACUACAGGAUGGACAUGUGGAUGGGAAACCUCUCUGGCCUAUGGUCUAUUACUGUUUGCGAUGCGGAGAUAUAUCGUCCGCUUUGAAGUGUAUGCAAUUGGCCGGUCCGGGUCACGAUGAUUUCAUAACGGUUCUGGAGGAGAAGUGUAGAAAUCCAACCCAGAAGAUAAAUCCCAAGCUGGAGCUGCAGAUUCGAAUGCAGUACAAGCGACAGAUCCGGAACGCUAUCGAUCCAUACAAACGAGCCGUUUACUGCAUCAUCGGAUGCUGUGACAUUCAAGAGCAACACCCGGAAGUGGCCAAGAGCUCGGACGAUUUUCUCUGGAUUCAACUGUCUUUGAUACGGCCCGAAUCGAGCGAUAACUCGGAACAUUUGACGUACUCCGGAUUGCAGGCUAUGAUUCUCGAACAGUACGGGGAGAAGCAUUUCAACGCGAACGAACAACCCCAUCUCUACUAUCAGGUACUUGCGCUGACCGGUCAGUUCGAAGCGGGCGUCGAGUUUUUGGCUCGUUUCGAAAAGUACCGAGCCCACGCGGUUCAUAUUGCGUUGGCCUUGAGCGAACUGCACAUGAUUGGGGGACCCAGAAAUCUGCAGGAACCGUUGCUAUCCGUCGACAUUGAAGAUCCCCAACCGAUGCGGAGGUUGAACAUCGCGCGACUCAUUAUGUUGUAUGUGAAAAAGUUCGAAAUCACCGAUCCAGCUGAGGCCCUGCAGUAUUUCUUCUUCCUGCGCAACCUGAAGGACACCGAGGGGCGCAAUUUGUUUCUGGUUUGCGUGUCGGAUUUGGCUAUCGAAUGUCGCGACUUUGAUUUGCUAUUUGGCAAAAUGCAGCGCGAUGGAAUCCGGUCCCGGGGACUUAUCGAUCAGUUCGAAAACAGCAGCAUUGACGCUAGAAUGGCUUGCGAGAUGAUUGCGGAGGAGUUCGUGAAGAAGGGUAUGUUCGAGGAUGCCAUCAAGCUGUUCGAUCUGGCCGGCAAUCACGAGCAAGCGCUGCGUUAUUCUUCCAUCUUGCUGUCCCAAGUUGUUCAUCAGCCCAACAAACCGGGCUCGCUGCGGGAGCGUUUGCAGCGGUGUGCGCUGGAAUUCACCGAACGGUAUGCGGGGGCCGAGAAAAAUUGUGACCCGCAAACUUGGUCGACGUUUAAUUUGUUGAAGGAAUUGGUUAUCUUUUUCGAUCACUAUCACAACAAAAAUUAUCAGCCCGCAUUGGAGGUGCUGGAGCGGAUUAAGUUGGUGCCCUUGAAAAUGCUGGACUUGGAGGCUUGCGUGCACAACUUCAAACGCCUUGGAGGAGAAGUAUGUAAAGUUAUUCCUGACUUACUGCUGGCUACCAUGGAUAUUGCAUACAACAAGUACAAAGCUCUAAAGGGGAAAGACGUUGUCAAAUAUGAUGAUUCUGGCAGAGAGAAGCAAUUGGGUUACCUCCGAGACCAAGCGAAGGCCCUCACCAACAUGGCUGCGACCGUUCCAUACCGAAUGCCCGGUGAUACCAACAAUCGCUUGGUGCAGACGGAAAUUCUCAUGCACUAAAGUUACGUCUGAUUUAUUCUGAACCAUUAUGCUCUAAACUAGGAGUAAAUAAAUUGUCGAAAAUAAUCAUAA
Messenger RNA from Toxorhynchites rutilus septentrionalis, 2809 nucleotides. RefSeq names its product nuclear pore complex protein Nup93-1 (gene Nup93-2). Gene Ontology annotation, cellular component: nuclear pore. The record is from RefSeq and is a predicted model, not a curated record. The transcript is spliced from 4 exons. NCBI's taxonomy places the organism in Eukaryota, Metazoa, Arthropoda, Insecta, Diptera, Culicidae. Gene Ontology annotation, biological process: protein import into nucleus; poly(A)+ mRNA export from nucleus. The coding region runs from base 293 to 2737 and encodes 814 amino acids. Gene Ontology annotation, molecular function: structural constituent of nuclear pore.